Linum trigynum is the source of this 3255-nucleotide messenger RNA. NCBI's taxonomy places the organism in Eukaryota, Viridiplantae, Streptophyta, Magnoliopsida, Malpighiales, Linaceae. The record is from the annotation of a GenBank genome assembly.
GGCCGAGGCCGAGCAUAAAACUAGUUUAGUAUUAAAGGUGUCAAUUUUGAAAUGAGCGCGAUCGGGAAAAGAGUAUAAGGAAAUGGUUAAGAUUACUAGUAAUAAAUUUGCUCCUCUCGGUAAGGAAGUGGUUAAAAUCAAUUCUUUGUUUAUUUCAAUUUCAGAGCAUGUUGCAUUUCGUUUUGUACGGUCAUGGGGAAUGCUAGAUUCGUUGCCGAACUCGUUUGGGGAAAAGAGUAUAAGGAAAUGGUUAAGAUUACUAGUAAUAAAUUUGCUACUGGAUUCGUCAAGACAAGUUGCUUCUUAAUGUCAUGUUUGCCUCAAUUUCAUAGCAUGUUAAUUACCUUCCCUAUUGGGAUGGUGGAUUCACUCCCAAUCUCAUCUGGCGUCUCUGGAUUUGUCAAGCCAAUUUGCUUCUCAGUGCUCUGUUUGCUUCAAUUUCAUGGCAUGGUCUUUCCUUCGUCACUAUGGCAACCACAUCUCAUUGAGUUACAUCCCAACUAGCUGACCACCUCACAAGAUCAUUUGGUAUCUCUUGCUUCCAACUCCUACAGUCACAGAUUGAGGUCGUUGUCUACUCUUUCAUAUUGCAUGAUAACGAUACCUCAAAUAUUUUUCUCGGAAAUCCUCACCACCAUCAAAAGAUACAUGAUCUAGGAGAUUCAUGUACGAAUCUUGAUCAUUUUCUUAUAGGGUAAGUUGAUUAUUACUAGCAAGGAGGUCAGUAGUCGUACAAGUGUAAUGAAUCAUGAUCAAUGCAUGCAUUAAAUUUUCUAUGAAGUUUUUAUAUGAUUAACGAUAAGGCAUGAUAUCACUACAAAAUAUAUAGUAUGUGAAUCAUUAGUCACAAACCUCCAGGUCGUACUAACUAAUGUGCAUAUCAAAACCGAUAAAGUAGUAGUAAAUCACUAGUAACCAUCCCAUAUCACUACGAACUAACACUCCUAUAGACACAAUCACUAUUACAAGAAUGAUAUACCACAAUUGAAAAAGCAUCAAAUCGCUACUACCUAACAAGUAACAACCAUUACAAGUGAACCAAAUGGCCCUGGUGGGUUUGAUGACUUAUGUAGCAAAGACUUUGAACUUCAAUGAAUGUCUUAACUUUGAUUUUGAAGGAAUCAAUUUUCAACUUAGCGAACAUAUUUCUUUACAUCUCGCUCAUUUAAUCACGCUUUUUCUUUUCAUCCAUCCUCAAUCCAAGGUAGGUUUAAUUAUUUGUCUAUUUGCUUUAAUAACACCCUAAUUAACUAAGUUGAGUAGGACCAACACUAUAACCACAUUUAGAGUCCCACAUUUCAUUAAUUACUACGACAUAAGUAUAGCAAGCAAUGAUACCACUCUAUAGCUCGCAAGUGGCAUAAAUAAUGGAUGAGUGAUGUCGUGUAAACGAAGGAAGAACGGGACAAUUGAAAAUUCAUGGUGAUUGAUCGAUGAACCCCAAGAAGAGAAAGAUGAGGAUAGCCAGUGGGAUUAAUAGGAACUUGCUUGCUGCCCUUAUUUAUUGCCUGCCACUUGAGUUUUGUGUAUAUUAUUGUUGAUAGGCUUGAUGGCCGUAAUCCAAACAUAUAACAUAAUUAAUGGUGUGCCUUUUUGUCAAUUUGCCCGUUAAUUGUGAUUUUGUUUUGCCUUUUGGUGCAUGUGAUUGCUAAUCAUUGUGUUCUUUCCCAGACACAUGGCAGUAACGACUGCCUAGUAAUUUAAUGGCGAGACUAUGAUAUUACUCAUAAUACCGUUAGGCUUUGGGAUUCAUUUACCCUAUCAUCUUGUUGAUUAACGUUAGUGGAGUUGGUUACCAACAAGUCAAUUGGUUGCUUUAAUCCCUUUUUGGGCCACUCUGCAUACAUAUUGCAGUUAGUCGAAUGUUACUUUGACAAGAGAGACACACACAUAGCGCACUUUUCCCGGAUAUGGUUUUCUGAUUUAAUAAUGCUGCGGUCUCAAAUCUCCAUUCAGGAAUGUCAACCGGUCAAAAUGGAAUCAGAAUCACGGGAUGAGUUAACGGAGGAGGAAAACUGGCGUCACACACUUUCGAGUCAACCCACAAUAAGGUUCUCGAAUUGUAGAUCACAUAACGUUAAUUUUUCAUUUGGUUUGCGAAAUGCGCAUGUUUUCUUAUUUUUUUUCUUUUGUCUAAUCCGAUCUUUGGUCUCCUAAGUUCGCCAUUUUGAAUGUUUAUGUUAUAUGAGUGUGUUUAAAUUUUCAUCAUAUGUUGGAUCCAAGUACGAAUUGUUAUUUUGGUGUAAUGUUAUAUGUUAUUACCCAUAUGUUAGAUGAGAUUUGAUUGAUAUAAUUUAUAAAUGAUGAACAAUAUAAUGACUUUUUUCAUAUGUCCAUACUAAAGCGACCAGACCAUUAACACUCAACCCACUUGCUCGACCUAGCCAACGAGCUAAACUGGGUUAACAACUUUUGUGGCAGGGCCGACCCAUCACAUUCGGAGGCCCUAUUCGAAAAUUUAAAAUGUGAUCUUAAAAAAAAAUCCCGCAUAUUUAUAGAUAAUAAAAAAUACAUAAGUUUAGAAAUGAUUACAAAAGUAAUAAUAUCAUCUGUAGACACCACAUUUUGUCCGGGUUAAAACAACUUUGCUCAAAUAAAUGUUUAAGGUUUGAAAAAGCAAAUCUUAAUCGACCUACCAGUUAAAACGUGUUUGUGGUGCUUGAAAUGGAUCGUGUUCGCCCGAACUCAAGGGGAUUAGUAGAGCAAUGGUUAGGGCGAUGAAAGCUGCACUGGCGAGUUCUCGUGGGUUCAACCAUGGAAGGAUUACUUUCGCAAAGCGGAUUAGAGAAUUGGGUCUUCCACUCACAUUCUUCCUUCUUCCGUUGCUUCCCCGUCCCAAUUUCGGGAUUGUGGUGCCAGAGGUUGGAUUGAAGUUGGAGGGAGAUAAAGAGGUGGGAGGUAGAGGAGAUGGGCGGCAUCGAAUUCCUUCUUUGUCCUCGAGUUUGCGGCAGCUGUAGUGGUCGGGGUAGUGGCCGGCGGGGAAUUCUUUCUUUUCUCCUUCGAUAGGCGGAGCAGAGCAAGGGUUAGGGCGAUGGGCGAAGUAGAGAAAAAUUUGAGAUUGGGGGCAGUUGAUAUCGUUUUAGUGAUUCGAGUAGUAUCGUCUGUUAGGUAAGGUUAGGGAAUUUUUUUAAAAAAGUUAGAGCGUUAAAUAGAAGUUUAUUUAUUAAAUUCUAUCUGUUUGGGCCUCAUUAUUUUUCUUUAAGCUCGCCUAAUUUUAUUCAUUAUUAGACCUUCUAAUAAUGUAUAGGCAGCUGG